Messenger RNA from Papaver somniferum (opium poppy), 1215 nucleotides. Its product is annotated as F-box/kelch-repeat protein At3g06240-like. The coding region runs from base 1 to 1215 and encodes 404 amino acids. The transcript has a single exon. Gene Ontology annotation, molecular function: protein binding. Lineage: Eukaryota; Viridiplantae; Streptophyta; Magnoliopsida; Ranunculales; Papaveraceae. The record is from RefSeq and is a predicted model, not a curated record.
AUGGUGAACAUCCCAGAGGAAGUAAUGUUGGAUAUCUGUGUUAGGUUGCCCGUUAAAUCAGUUGGAAGAUUCAGGUGUGUAAACAAAUUUUGGUACAAGUUAUUGAAUGAUCAUGAGUUUGUUCAAAAGCACCUAGAUCACGCUACUGAAAUCAACAGAUUAAGUCUUUUGCUUCAUCAUUCUUUUAAUCUGGAAACUAUUCAGGAAGAAGUCAAAACCAUAGAUUAUAAUCCAUCAUUAUCUACAUGUACUGGUUGUUUUAAUAUUACAAAUCUCCCAUUUGUAGCGCUUGAGCUUCUUGGGCAUUGUAAUGGUUUGGUUUUCCUAAGUCCUUGUGACUUACCAGAUCUUUACCUUUGGAACCCAUCCACCAAGGAAUAUAAACAUUUACCGGAAGCACCGCUAGAUCCAGCACUUACAACUCUACAUUUUUACGAUGACUGUUUUGAUAUCCAAUUUAUAGAAGGUGGGUUUGGUUAUGAUUACAAUAUUGAGGAGUUCAAAGUGGUAUUACUUAUCAAACAUAGCUAUAAAUCUGGGUCUGAACUUCACGAGGAGUCUGCAGUUCGCCUCUACACAUUAGGAUCAGAUACUUGGAUAUCGCUGGAGAGCAUUCCUUACACCGUUUGUCGUCCACCUGGAGUAGCUCAGGUGCCCGUUAAUGGAGUUAUUUAUUGGGAAGCAGAUCACGAGUACGUGGGAUCUGAAAAAAGCGUAAGAGUUAUUCUUUCUUUUGAUUUUGAGAAAGAAAUAUUCCAAGAGAUGCCAUGGCCUGACUUGUUAGGUGAAGAGUACAGAACAAGUCUAUGUGUAUUGGCAAGGUCUCUUUGCAUAUGCGGGUUUGAUCCUAACAGUGGUGUUGAGGUUUGGGAGUUGAAGGAAUGUGAAGUGAAAAAGUCUUGGAAUCAGCUUUUUACCAUUGAUGUGGAAAAAUAUUUUGGGGUGGUUAAAGAUUUUGUGCCCUUACAAUCUUUAAAGAAUGGUGAGUUUCUAUUUGGAUUUGAUACCGAUGUUGGUUUUCAUGUCCAUCAGUUUGACCCAGAAAAUGAAACUUCUAGACCUCUUGUUGUGUAUGAGAAUUCAGAGGCAUGCUCUUCAAAAACGAGAGUCUAUAUUAAGAGUUUAGUUUCACUGAAAUCAUAUGAUGCCGAUGAUUACAACAGCAACGAUACAAACAGUGAUGAUGGCGAUAAUGUGGAAGAUGAUAUAUUGUGA